Messenger RNA from Corythoichthys intestinalis (scribbled pipefish), 1806 nucleotides. RefSeq names its product oocyte zinc finger protein XlCOF6.1-like. The record is from RefSeq and is a predicted model, not a curated record. Lineage: Eukaryota; Metazoa; Chordata; Actinopteri; Syngnathiformes; Syngnathidae. The coding region runs from base 251 to 1459 and encodes 402 amino acids. Gene Ontology annotation, biological process: regulation of transcription by RNA polymerase II. Gene Ontology annotation, molecular function: DNA-binding transcription factor activity, RNA polymerase II-specific; sequence-specific DNA binding. The transcript is spliced from 2 exons. Gene Ontology annotation, cellular component: nucleus.
AGUUCGGUUGCCCGUGCUAAGAAAAACGUGCUCAGCAACAAGUUGCUUUUUGUGCGAAGUUAACCCACAAAGUUCGCGACACAAGAGGUCCAGAACUACUUGACUGGAACCAAUUCUUAGGAUUUGGCCGUCCAUCUUCAAGUAGUCUUUGUGUGCGUUGAAGCUUCGCGGCCUAGUUAGCUUAGUUUAGCUUAGCUUGCGAACAAAGAACAACGUGAACAUCAAGUAGGAGCCUCCUAAAGUGUGCAAAAUGCCUGCAAGAAGGACGCCAGCCGCAGAGUUCGAGGCGGAACUUUCUGGCCCAAAAGCUCAGCGACGACAUCAACUCUUGACUGCUUGCAAAAUGCAAGUAAAAGUUAUUCUUCGCAGACUAGCAGACUUCAGCAAAUAUCUUGCUCCUGACGCUCAACAGCUAAAGAGAGAAGUGCAACUUCCAAUCAAAAAGGAGGAGGUAGAGCUGCCAUGCAUUAAAGAGGAGGACGAUGUCACCGUGUCGACUGGUGAGCCCUUGAAUAGCGAGGAUGGUGAGGCAAGCAGAGGGACGGAGCCUCCAAGCAGCAGUUCAACUGAAGGAUCGCAAGCACACAUUUUCAUCGCACCAUCAGAUGGAAAUUCAUCUUCCAAAGAUGAUGGUCAUAAAAAACCUCACCAUGGGAAAACCUUUGCUAAUAACUAUACUUGUCGUAUGCAUAUGAGGAGCCACACUGGUGAAAAUCCUCUUGUCUGCUCAGUUUGUGGUCAAAAAUUCACUCAGAAGAGCCACUUAGACAGACACACAAGAACCCACACUGGCAAAAAAUCUUUUUCCUGCUCAGUUUGUGGUCGAGGUUUCGCUGCAAAGAAAAACUGUCAAAUGCACAUAAGAACCCACACUGGUGAAAAACCUUAUACCUGCUCAGUUUGUGGUAAAGGAUUCACUCAACGUCCCCACUUAAAAGAACACACAAGAACCCACACUGGUGAAAAACCUUUUUCCUGCUCAGCUUGUGGUCGACGUUUUACUGCAAAGAAAAGCUUAAAAAUACACAUAAGAACCCACACUGGUGAGAAACCUUUUUCCUGCUCAGUUUGUGGUCGAGGAUACAUUCAAAUUUACAAUUUAAAUGUACACACAAGAACACACACUGGUGAAAAACCUUUUUCCUGUUCAGUUUGUGGUCAAGGAUUCAGUCAUAAGAGUACCUUAAACGUACACACAAGAACCCACACUGGCGAAAAACCUUUUUCCUGCUCAGUUUGUGGUCAGAGCUUCAAUGUAAAACAUUACUUAAAAACACACACCAGAACCCACACUGGUGAAAAACCUUAUUCCUGCUCAGUUUGUGGUCAAAAAUUCGCUCGCAAGGAUCGGAUUAAGAGACGUGUGUAUUGGGGUGAGAAGCAGUGGCGAAUGACUGUUUUGCCUGUGAUCCACGCUGCAUUCAUCAGAUUGUGCACACAGGUCAACUGUAGUCUGUAGUGUUUCCUCAAAUCCUGUUGAGGAUUGGCAGUAUUGGUGCCUUACAUGUGCUUUGUCUAAUCCUUGUAUGAUGUGGAGCCACAGUAUUGCCAAAACUAUUGGCUCACCUGAUUUAACUCUCAAGUUGAGUGGCAAUAUUUAUACAAUACUCUCUCUCUUUCAAACUACACUUUUCACAGCUAAUAUUUGAAACAGUAGACCCCAAAUUACAAAAAAUCUAAAUCAUUCAUCAAUAAUAUAAUGACAUAAGUAUGGAAAUUAUGAUUGGCUCACAAAUACUAUUUUUUGGGGGCAGGGGGGUUAUAUAUAAUCUAAAAAGUUACUACUCUAGAUUGACAGUGACAUAC